AGAAAGUUCUUUAAUUUCAACUCAAAAUCUUUAAGUUUUAUUUUUAUCAAAUGGCUGAUAAAAGCAAAAUUCUGAUCAUUGGAGGAACAGGGUAUAUUGGUAAAUUUGUAGUUGAAGCUAGUACAAAAUCUGGACACCCAACUUUUGCUUUAGUUAGAGAGACCACACUUUCUGAUCCUAUUAAGGGCAAAAUUGUUGAGAAUUUCAAGAAUUUGGGUGUCACUAUUAUUAAUGGUGAUUUGUAUGAUCAUGAGAGUUUGUUGAAGGCUAUAAAACAAGUGGAUGUGGUGAUAUCAACUGUUGGUGAUGCGCAAUUGGCUGAUCAAGUUAAAAUCGUUGAUGCUAUCAAAGAAGCUGGCAAUAUUAAGGAAAACAUUUUCCUUCAUACCAAACACACCCAAUGUGUUCACAGAGCUAAAUUAUCUUGUGCUAAAAAAAAUUCAGAGGUUCUUCCCUUCGGAGUUUGCUAUGGAUGUCGAUAGGAUCAUGAAUGCUGUGGAGCCAGUAAAGUAUACAUUUGUUGCGCAAGCCAAAACCCGAAGAGCUAUUGAGGCUGCAGAAAUUCCCUAUACUUACGUCUCAUGUAACUAUUUUGCUGGUUGUUUCUUACCAAAUUUGGUCCAGCCAGGAGCCACUGCUCCUCCUCGAGACAAAGUCAUCAUUCCUGGAGAUGGGAAUGUUAAGGCUGUAUUCAAUGAAGAACAUGACAUUGGCACCUACACCAUUAAGGCUGUUGAUGACCCGAGAACGUUGAACAAGUCCCUUUACAUCAGGCCUCCCAAGAACACCUUAUCGUUCAACGAGCUUGUGGCUAUAUGGGAGAAACUGAUUGGUAAAACUCUCGAGAAAAUCUACGUUCCAGGGGAGCAAAUUCUCAAAGACAUCCAGCCAUCUCAAACGCUAAUCAAUUACAUGCUAUCAGUCAACCACUCAACAUUCGUGAACGGUGAUCAUACCAAUUUUGAGAUAGAGCCAUCGUUUGGGGUUGAGGCAUCGGAAGUUUAUCCAGAUGUUAAGUACACCACCGUGGAGGAGUACCUUGGUCGCGUUGUCUAAACUACAUGUUUGAUGUCUUCGAUAACUCGAAUAAACUGUUAGAUGAUGAGUGUUGUCAGACAUUUUGUCUGGAAGUAUGAGUGCUUGUUAACUAUUUCAUCAGAGACAGGUUGAAUGGUAUGUUUUAAGUCUGUUUUUUCUGUCCAUACUGCCUAGUACUAUAAUGAAAAUGGAAGCCAUUCGCGUUUUUUUU
Molecule: messenger RNA, 1249 nt
Organism: Solanum stenotomum
Lineage: Eukaryota; Viridiplantae; Streptophyta; Magnoliopsida; Solanales; Solanaceae
Product: phenylcoumaran benzylic ether reductase TP7-like
Exons: 5
Coding region: 307-1056 (249 amino acids)
Molecular function (GO): oxidoreductase activity
Source: RefSeq, a predicted model, not a curated record